Helianthus annuus (common sunflower) is the source of this 1062-nucleotide messenger RNA. Its product is annotated as CCR4-NOT transcription complex subunit 1-like. Gene Ontology annotation, biological process: nuclear-transcribed mRNA catabolic process, deadenylation-dependent decay. Gene Ontology annotation, molecular function: molecular adaptor activity. The transcript has 5 exons. The record is from RefSeq and is a predicted model, not a curated record. Gene Ontology annotation, cellular component: CCR4-NOT core complex; P-body. Lineage: Eukaryota; Viridiplantae; Streptophyta; Magnoliopsida; Asterales; Asteraceae. The coding region runs from base 574 to 1008 and encodes 144 amino acids.
UCUUAUUCCUUUUUAUUAAUUCAUUCAUUUAUUGGAGCUUCUUGCAAUUGUUUUAAGGGUUAUUAGGUUAUAAUAAUCCUAAAUUUCUUCUGUUGGGCUGAUAAUAAUUCUAACUUUAAAAAUUUCUCCAAUGAUCCCAACAUGUAAGAAUUUGACCGUCAUUGAUCUUUUUCUAACAUAAGUGCAUUUAAAUCAAUUAAGAAGUCUACAGGUGCACUUAAAUCUAUUGAGGAGACCAAAUUCUUAUAUGUUAAAAAAGAAUCAAUGGGGCCAAUCUUUUACAAGUUGGGAUCAUUUGAGAGAAUUUUUAAAGUUGGGAUUAUUAUCGGCCAAAAAUGUGAAUUUGAGGCGAUUGUCACUUAGGCAUGAAUUUCAUUGUAUUUAUCUCUUUUUCAUUGGAGCUCCAAGCAUUUGCUUACUUUUGAUUUAUCACUUUUCUUCGGGAGUGGGAAUUUGAGGCGAUUGUCACUUAGGCAUGAAUUUCAUUGUAUUUAUGCAUUAGUAAUAUGUUUAUAUAUCAACAUGUGGACGAAUUCAUAUGUGUGAUAUGUUACAUGGGAUUCAUUACAAAGGAUGCCAAUGAAAAGAAAUCACCAUUCAAUCGAUUUGGCAGGUCUAGCACAUUCGUUCCAUGCCCUGCAGCCCGCAAAAGUUCAUGAAUUCAGCUUUGCAUGGCGUGAGCUAGUUACUCUCAAAGAUUUCAUGCCAAAACUGCUCAAUCAAAAUAACCAUCAAGGAUGGCCAUAUAUUAAGUGUCUUGUCAUAGGUGGGUUACAGUUCAUGGAACCGCUUUUGAGGAGUGGCGAACUUACAGAGCCGGUUUGCAUCUUAACAAUGAUGGAGAGGCAAGCAAUUGGUCGGUGGCUCUUCAAUCGUAGGAAGAGAAGAACAAGCAUUAACCACAACAACAAAACCAACAAGGUUGCUGAUCAAGUAUUCAUCAUCAAAUAUUUGGGGUGCUCAUUGGUGUCUGCUCCGGGGAGACCAAAUAUAAGAAGACACUUAUAAAGGAAAUCAAGUCUCAUGACUUAAGAGUAUAUGUUGAGCUAAGUACAUCAAAUG